Messenger RNA from Coregonus clupeaformis (lake whitefish), 4906 nucleotides. Its product is annotated as E3 ubiquitin-protein ligase znrf2. The record is from RefSeq and is a predicted model, not a curated record. Lineage: Eukaryota; Metazoa; Chordata; Actinopteri; Salmoniformes; Salmonidae. Bases 819 to 1394 code for a protein of 191 amino acids. The transcript has 5 exons.
CUGAGAACCGAGUUUGGGAAACGAUGUGCAUAGCCUAAUCUGUUUCCAUGCAACUGUUGCUGUUGUUCACGGGCUUGACGUCACUUGACCUGACACACAGGACGAAGAGGGCAUUAGGGCAAUCCCUGCUUCUCUCUCGUCACCACUCGCAGUCAGUUGACUAGACUACAGCUGAGCAGCUAGAACUCAUAGCGACACCGCUUUCUUUUAGACAGUCGUGAGAUUGUAAUAGCCUAUAUUUUAAAUUCAGUCUGUAAUCGAGAAAUAUCGAGUAAGUGCAUAUAGUCACUAAAGUGGGACUGUCGCGGUGUAGGAGUUGUUGUGCGGCAAACCGCCCAUGACCAAAGCGCAUGGAAUAUUGGAAUAAGCCGCGACGCACGAAUACACUUUCAACUGAAGAAACGAGUUGGCAGUAAAUGUUGUCCAUCGAAAAUCAGUCUUAUUAUAUUGGAGGUUACUUUUAUUUACUUCUCGAACCACUUUUAUUUCUUUGUCUGUUGCCCUUUGUUUUGGCUGUCAACACGACUGCUGGACUGGACACAGUCAUGCGCUCUGUCUCUCUAUUGUGACAUCGAGUUUCCGCAUUUUUCCUAGGCUAUUUAUGGUUUAUUUGAAUAGGGACAGAUAUAAACACAUUGAUAUAUCGAAUAAACAAUUAUCUGAAACUUUGCACAGUGUGUAGGACCAUUUUCAACAGCUGUCAAAAGCCCAUAUAGGGAAAGGCUUCAUGAGAGUGAAGAGGACUUUCAAGGACUUCUGUUUCAUAGACCUUAUAGGACUUCAUAUUUUGGGGACAUCAGAACAGGACAGGAGCAACCAUGGGUGUCAGGCAGAGUAGCCCCGUGGCUGACAGUCGAACCCGGGCGUAUUCUAGCCCUGUCCCCCCGUCUGGAGGCAGCACUACCCCAGGGUUCAGAUACACAGCUGGGCCUGGUGGCCCCCAAAUUCACUACACCGGAUGGAACCAACCCAGCUCCUACCACCAGACAGGGAUUAGUAUACCUCAUGGCGGCCAGAGCAGGUCGGAGGUGUUCGGUAACAGUCUGGACCUGGAGGAGUCCGACUGGGAGAGAGGAGAACACCGGCUGAUGAUUGGCUCGCUACCACUUCAUCUGUCCCCUCACCUACUGGGAGGGUUCCACUGUCCUGUGUGCAGUAAGUUUGUGGUGUCAGAUGAGAUGGAGAUCCACCUGGUCAUGUGUCUCACCAAGCCACGACUCACCUACAACGAGGACGUUCUGGAGAAGGAUAGUGAGGAGUGUGCAAUCUGUCUAGAUGAGAUGGAGCAGGGAGACGUCAUCGCUAGACUGCCCUGUCUCUGUAUCUACCACAAAGGGUGUAUAGACGAGUGGUUUGAGGUGAAUCGUUCGUGUCCAGAGCACCCCUCGGACUAAGGCCUCAGAUACCCACAGCAUGUCUACUAUCUAUCUACUUCAUCCAGAUCUACGUCCUCAUGACAUGCUGGUCUAUGAAUCUACUUCAUCCAGAUCUACGUCUUCAUGACAUGCUGGUCUAUGAAUCUACUUCAUCCAGAUCUACGUCCUCAUGACAUGCUGGUCUAUGAAUCUACUUCAUCCAGAUCUACGUCUUCAUGACAUGCUGGUCUAUGAAUCUACUUCAUCCAGAUCUACGUCUUCAUGACAUGCUGGCCUAUGAAUCUACUUCAUCCAGAUCUAUGUCCUCGACAUGCUGGCCUAUGAAUCUACUUCAUCCAGAUCUACGUCUUCAUGACAUGCUGGCCUAUGAAUCUACUUCAUCCAGAUCUACGUUUUCAUGACAUGCUGGCCUAUGAAUCUACUUCAUCCAGAUCUACGUCCUCAUGACAUGCUGGCCUAGAAUCUACUUCAUCCAGAUCUACGUCUUCAUGAUAUGCUGGCCUAUGAAUCUACUUCAUCCAGAUCUACGUCUUCAUGACAUGCUGGCCUAUGAAUCUACUUCAUCCAGAUCUACGUCUUCAUGACAUGCUGGCCUAUGAAUCUACUUCAUCCAGAUCUAUGUCCUCGACAUGCUGGCCUAUGAAUCUACUUCAUCCAGAUCUACGUCUUCAUGACAUGCUGGCCUAUGAAUCUACUUCAUCCAGAUCUACGUCUUCAUGACAUGCUGGCCUAUGAAUCUACUUCAUCCAGAUCUACGUCCUCAUGACAUGCUGGUCUAGGAAUCUACUUCAUCCAGAUCUACGUCUUCAUGACAUGCUGGCCUAUGAAUCUACUUCAUCCAGAUCUACGGCUGACCUGCUGGUCCGUGAAUCUACUUCAUCCAGAUCUACGUCUUCAUGACAUGCUGGUCUAUGAAUCUACUUCAUCCAGAUCUACGUCUUCAUGACAUGCUGGCCUAUGAAUCUACUUCAUCCAGAUCUAUGUCUUCAUGACAUGCUGGCCUAUGAAUCUACUUCAUCCAGAUCUACGUCCUCAUGACAUGCUGGCCUAGAAUCUACUUCAUCCAGAUCUACGUCCUCAUGACAUGCUGGCCUAUGAAUCUACUUCAUCCAGAUCUACGUCUUCAUGACAUGCUGGCCUAUGAAUCUACUUCAUCCAGAUCUACGUCCUCAUGACAUGCUGGUCUAGGAAUCUACUUCAUCCAGAUCUACGUCUUCAUGACAUGCUGGCCUAUGAAUCUACUUCAUCCAGAUCUACGUCCUCAUGACAUGCUGGCCUAUGAAUCUACUUCAUCCAGAUCUACGUCUUCAUGACAUGCUGGCCUAUGAAUCUACUUCAUCCAGAUCUACGUCCUCAUGACAUGCUGGUCUAGGAAUCUACUUCAUCCAGAUCUACGUCUUCAUGACAUGCUGGCCUAUGAAUCUACUUCAUCCAGAUCUACGGCUGACCUGCUGGUCCGUGAAUCUACUUCAUCCAGAUCUACGUCUUCAUGACAUGCUGGUCUAUGAAUCUACUUCAUCCAGAUCUACGUCUUCAUGACAUGCUGGCCUAUGAAUCUACUUCAUCCAGAUCUAUGUCUUCAUGACAUGCUGGCCUAUGAAUCUACUUCAUCCAGAUCUACGUCUUCAUGACAUGCUGGCCUAUGAAUCUACUUCAUCCAGAUCUACGUCCUCAUGACAUGCUGGCCUAGAAUCUACUUCAUCCAGAUCUACGUCUUCAUGAUAUGCUGGCCUAUGAAUCUACUUCAUCCAGAUCUACGUCCUCAUGACAUGCUGGCCUAUGAAUCUACUUCAUCCAGAUCUACGUCCUCAUGACAUGCUGGCCUAUGAAUCUACUUCAUCCAGAUCUACGUCCUCAUGACAUGCUGGCCUAUGAAUCUACUUCAUCCAGAUCUACGUCUUCAUGAUAUGCUGGCCUAUGAAUCUACUUCAUCCAGAUCUACGUCCUCAUGACAUGCUGGCCUAUGAAUCUACUUCAUCCAGAUCUACGUCUUCAUGACAUGCUGGCCUAUGAAUCUACUUCAUCCAGAUCUACGGCUGACCUGCUGGUCCGUGAAUCUACUCUUACCUAUAUCUAUGUCUGACCAGUGUUUGAAGAAUAAUGACACUAGCCUGUAAAGUGUAGCCUACUGUUUUGCCUCACCAGUAUACCCUGAAUCCCUGGAAGGCUCAUUUAGAGAUGCUCACCAUAGACUUCAAUAGACUGGGCCAGGACCCGUCUUCUGAGAGUUGGUGUUGGACUGGGCCAGGACCCGUCUUCUGAGAGUUGGUGUUGGACUGGGCCAGGACCCGUCUUCUGAGAGUUGGUGUUGGACUGGGCCAGGACCCGUCUUCUGAGAGUUGGUGUUGGACUGGGCCAGGACCCGUCUUCUGAGAUGUUGUUGGACUGGGCCAGGACCCGUCUUCUGAGAGUUGGUGUUGGACUGGGCCAGGACCCGUCUUCUGAGAGUUGGUGUUGGACUGGGCCAGGACCCGUCUUCUGAGAGUUGGUGUUGGACUGGGCCAGGACCCGUCUUCUGAGAGUUGGUGUUGGACUGGGCCAGGACCCGUCUUCUGAGAGUUGGUGUUGGACUGGGCCAGGACCCGUCUUCUGAGAGUUGGUGUUGGACUGGGCCAGGACCCGUCUUCUGAGAUGUUGUUGGACUGGGCCAGGACCCGUCUUCUGAGAUGUUGUUGGACUGGGCCAGGACCCGUCUUCUGAGAUGUUGUUGGACUGGGCCAGGACCCGUCUUCUGAGAUGUUGUUGGACUGCUAAAACAAUACUACACAGCAGAGAGUUGUACCUCAGUUGACUGACUGACAACAUUGAAGACGCUGCUCAUGCUUAGAUAAGACACUGAUGGACGGAUGUCGUCUCAGAGUGAUGAUGUCAUAAGGAGGAACACGGUAGUGCGUGGACACACAACGAGACUUCAUAUUGCCUCCAGCGAUCGAAUCCUCUCAGAUCUACACUAGUGCUUAAUGGGUAGGGGUGAAUUUGGUAUGAUGGGGGGCGGGGGGGGCAGGCAUACCUUCAUUGUUACUAUUACUGUAUUGUGAUAAUGGGUUUAUUGAUCAUCAGCUUUAAUGCUGUAGAAUGAGGGAAUUUAGACAACCGUUUCUAUUGUAGUAAGACUGAGUGCUGUGGCUGAAACAUGCUAAUUCUGAUGCUCAUUUGUACAUAUGUCAAUUAUGAAGUCACAUGUUCUGUUGACCUUCAUUUUAUUUCCGUGGUUGUGUAAAUUUAUUUUAAAGGGAAUUUAAAAGCUAAAAAUGUGAUAUUAAAAACCCACCUUUGAUUUACUAAGGCAUCAUAUGUAUAUUUUGCAUAAGAGCUUGUAUUCGUUGAAUUAAGUAAACUGAAGCACAAAUCAACUCCAUAUGUACUGUAACUAGUAAAUAGUGAUAAUAUUAUUACAGUUGUGUUCAAUGUCAUUAAUGGAUGUUUAAAAGACAAUUGUUUAAAUCAUGUUCCAUAUGUACCGUGUUUUAAUACUGAAUCAGAGCCUUCAGAGGUUUAAGAAACAAAUAAUAAAUUGAUUUCUGAACUGA